Molecule: messenger RNA, 2649 nt
Organism: Zea mays
Lineage: Eukaryota; Viridiplantae; Streptophyta; Magnoliopsida; Poales; Poaceae
Gene: PPR10
Product: Pentatricopeptide repeat-containing protein 10, chloroplastic
Exons: 1
Coding region: 168-2528 (786 amino acids)
Molecular function (GO): protein binding
Source: RefSeq, marked provisional
CUCCCCGUCCACCCGCUCCCGCCACCGUAUCCGUAAACCCAAUCCCCCAUUUCCCCUAGGGGGCAUGCUGCGCGCGGGCCUCCCCUCCACGCUCACCAGCUCGUAGCCGUUUCCUGCCGCUCCUGGCUCCUGCACCGAGCGGCAAACCCGCGCCGCCGCCGCCGCCGAUGGAGGCCACCGGCAGGGGGCUGUUCCCGAACAAGCCCACCCUCCCGGCGGGGCCGAGGAAACGGGGCCCGCUCCUCCCGGCCGCGCCCCCGCCACCGUCCCCCUCCUCGCUCCCGCUCGACUCGCUCCUGCUCCACCUCACCGCGCCCGCCCCCGCGCCGGCCCCCGCGCCGCGGCGGUCGCACCAGACGCCGACGCCGCCGCACUCCUUCCUCUCCCCCGACGCGCAGGUGCUGGUGCUCGCCAUCUCCUCGCACCCGCUCCCCACGCUGGCGGCCUUCCUGGCCUCCCGCCGCGACGAGCUCCUCCGCGCGGACAUCACGUCCCUGCUCAAGGCGCUGGAGCUCUCGGGGCACUGGGAGUGGGCGCUCGCGCUCCUCCGGUGGGCAGGCAAGGAGGGUGCCGCCGACGCGUCGGCGCUCGAGAUGGUCGUCCGCGCGCUGGGCCGCGAGGGCCAGCACGACGCCGUCUGCGCGCUGCUCGACGAAACGCCGCUCCCGCCGGGCUCCCGCCUCGACGUCCGCGCCUACACCACCGUGCUGCACGCGCUCUCCCGCGCGGGCCGGUACGAGCGCGCGCUCGAGCUCUUCGCCGAGCUCCGGCGCCAGGGGGUGGCGCCCACGCUCGUCACCUACAACGUCGUGCUGGACGUGUACGGGCGGAUGGGCCGGUCGUGGCCGCGGAUCGUCGCCCUCCUCGAUGAGAUGCGCGCCGCCGGGGUCGAGCCCGACGGCUUCACCGCCAGCACGGUGAUCGCCGCGUGCUGCCGCGACGGGCUGGUUGACGAGGCGGUGGCGUUCUUCGAGGACCUCAAGGCCCGCGGCCACGCCCCGUGCGUCGUCACGUACAACGCGUUGCUCCAGGUGUUCGGCAAGGCCGGGAACUACACGGAGGCGCUGCGCGUGCUCGGGGAGAUGGAGCAGAACGGCUGCCAGCCAGAUGCUGUGACGUACAACGAGCUCGCCGGAACGUACGCCCGGGCUGGGUUCUUCGAGGAGGCUGCCAGGUGCCUGGACACAAUGGCAUCCAAGGGUCUGUUGCCAAACGCAUUCACGUACAACACCGUGAUGACAGCCUAUGGGAAUGUUGGGAAGGUGGAUGAGGCGCUCGCUCUGUUUGACCAGAUGAAGAAGACCGGGUUCGUGCCGAACGUGAACACGUACAAUCUUGUCCUUGGCAUGCUUGGCAAGAAGUCAAGGUUCACGGUGAUGCUAGAGAUGCUUGGAGAGAUGUCGAGGAGCGGAUGCACACCGAACCGGGUAACAUGGAACACAAUGCUUGCAGUCUGUGGGAAGCGUGGCAUGGAGGACUACGUCACCCGGGUUCUGGAGGGGAUGAGGUCUUGCGGGGUUGAACUGAGCCGAGACACCUACAACACCCUGAUAGCUGCGUACGGCCGGUGUGGCUCGAGGACUAAUGCCUUCAAGAUGUACAACGAGAUGACCAGCGCUGGAUUCACCCCCUGCAUCACCACGUACAACGCGUUGCUGAACGUGCUGUCGCGGCAGGGCGACUGGUCCACCGCCCAGUCGAUCGUAAGCAAAAUGAGGACCAAGGGGUUCAAGCCGAACGAGCAGUCGUAUUCGCUGCUGCUCCAGUGCUACGCGAAGGGGGGCAACGUGGCAGGGAUAGCCGCGAUCGAGAACGAGGUGUACGGAUCAGGUGCCGUUUUCCCAAGCUGGGUGAUCCUGAGGACCCUUGUCAUCGCCAAUUUCAAGUGCCGGCGACUGGAUGGCAUGGAGACGGCGUUUCAAGAGGUGAAGGCCAGAGGCUACAACCCGGACCUCGUGAUAUUCAACUCCAUGCUGUCCAUCUACGCGAAGAACGGGAUGUACAGCAAGGCCACCGAGGUCUUCGACUCCAUCAAGCGGAGCGGGCUGAGCCCCGACCUCAUCACCUACAACAGCCUGAUGGACAUGUACGCCAAGUGCAGCGAGUCGUGGGAGGCCGAGAAGAUACUGAACCAGCUCAAGUGCUCCCAGACGAUGAAGCCCGACGUGGUGUCCUACAACACGGUCAUAAACGGGUUCUGCAAGCAGGGGCUGGUGAAAGAGGCCCAGAGGGUCCUCUCGGAGAUGGUCGCCGACGGCAUGGCCCCCUGCGCCGUGACCUACCACACGCUCGUCGGGGGUUACUCCAGCCUGGAGAUGUUCAGCGAGGCCAGGGAGGUCAUCGGCUACAUGGUCCAGCACGGCCUCAAGCCUAUGGAGCUGACCUACAGGAGAGUCGUCGAGAGCUACUGCAGAGCGAAGCGGUUCGAGGAGGCUCGCGGCUUCCUGUCCGAGGUCUCGGAGACCGACCUGGAUUUUGACAAGAAGGCGCUCGAAGCCUAUAUAGAGGAUGCGCAGUUUGGAAGGUAGAGAGAGGGAGAGUGGCUGUGCUAAGAGGUGGGCUUAGGUACAGUUCGUACGGUUUUCUUUGGUUACAGGCAACUGUCGGUUUGCAAUUCGCUUGUUAUAUAUAUAUGCUCAAGUUUUGAUA